UGCCCCUGCCCCUGCCCACUCUAUUUCUACUGCUGCCAGUACUACCACCACACAGAGAGAGUGUCCGUCUCCAUGGCCAUGCCAGUGCCCUCCUUGAGCUGACAGAGCAAGAAGCCUCUCGCCGCCCACCUCCCUCCCGCCCUCUCUCACCCCGCGCCGCCGGCGAUGGCGGCAAUGCCGGGGCUGGCACUUGCGGUGCUGGUCCUUGUGUCGGUGCUCCCGGCGUACCGCUCCGACGACCUCAACACGGACGCGCAGGCGCUGGAGGCGCUGCGCAAGGCGGUGGGCCGGUCCGCGCUGCCGGCGUGGAACAGCAGCACGCAGACGUGCCAGUGGCAGGGCGUGGCCUGCGAGAACGGCCGCGUCGUCGAGCUCCGGCUCCCCGGCGCCGGGCUCAUGGGCGCGCUCCCCUCGGGCGUGCUCGGCAACCUCACCGCGCUCCGCACGCUCUCCCUCCGCUGGAACGCGCUCACGGGGCCCAUCCCCGACGACGUCGCCCGCAUGACCGAGCUCCGGGCCAUGUACUUCCAGCACAACGCCUUCUCCGGCGAGGUCCCCGCGGGGCUCUUCACGCUCAAGAACCUGGUGCGGCUCAACAUCGGGCAGAACAAGUUCUCCGGCGAGAUCUCGCCCGACUUCAACAAGCUCAACCGCCUCGGCUCGCUCAUCCUCGACAGCAACGACUUCUCCGGCGAGAUCCCCAAGCUGGACCUGCCCACAUUGGAGCAGUUCAACGUCUCCUACAACAAGCUCAACGGCUCCAUCCCCCGCAAGCUCCGCAAGAUGCCCAAGGACUCCUUCCUCGGCACCGGGCUCUGCGGCGGCCCGCUCGGCCUGUGCCCCGGCGAGACCGCGGAGACGCCGGCCGGGUCGCCGGAGGGCCAGCCAGGCGCCGGCGGCGCCGCCGCUGACGUCGGUGGCGGCAAGAAGAAGAAGAAGCUCUCCGGCGGCGCCAUCGCCGGCAUUGCCAUCGCGUGCGUGCUCGGCCUGCUGCUGCUGCUCGCCCUGCUCUUCUUCCUCUGCCGGAAGAAGAAGUCCAGCAGCGCGCCGAGGUCUUCUACGGCGGCGGUGGAGAAGGGGCGGGACCUGGGCAUGGGCCCGCUGGACGCGGAACCCAAGGGGCAGAACGGCAACGGCGUCCACGGCGCCGCAGCGGUGCCGGCCGCCGCGGCCGCAGCUGCCGCCGUCGCCGCCAAGUCAGGAGGAGGAGGGUCGACCGCGGGGUCGAAGAAGCUGAUCUACUUCGGGCCGAUGGCGGCGGCCCCGCCGUUCGACCUGGAGGACCUGCUGCGCGCGUCGGCGGAGGUGCUGGGCAAGGGCGCGUUCGGCACGGCGUACAAGGCGGUGAUGGAGAGCGGCGCGGCGGUGGCCGUGAAGCGGCUCAAGGACGUGGACCUCCCCGAGCCGGAGUUCCGCGAGCGCAUCGCGGCCAUCGGCGCCGUGCAGCACGAGCUGGUGGUGCCCCUCCGCGCCUACUACUUCAGCAAGGACGAGAAGCUGCUCGUCUACGACUACAUGUCCAUGGGCAGCCUCUCCGCCCUCCUCCACGGGAACCGGUCGUCGGGGCGGACGCCGCUGGACUGGGAGGCGCGGUCGGCGAUCGCGCUAUCGACGGCGCGCGGGGUGGCGCACAUCCACUCCACGGGCCCGACGGCGUCGCACGGCAACAUCAAGUCCUCCAACGUGCUGCUCACCAAGAGCUACGAGGCCCGGGUGUCGGACCACGGCCUGCCCACGCUCGUCGGCCCGUCCUUCUCCCCCACCCGGGUGUCCGGCUACCGCGCCCCGGAGGUGACCGACAUCCGGCGCGUCUCGCAGAAGGCCGACGUCUACAGCUUCGGCGUGCUGCUGCUGGAGCUGCUCACGGGCAAGGCGCCCACCCACGCCGUGGUGAACGAGGAGGGCCUGGACCUGCCCCGGUGGGUGCAGUCGGUCGUCCGGGAGGAGUGGACCGCCGAGGUGUUCGACCAGGAGCUCCUCAGGUACCAGAACGUGGAGGAGGAGAUGGUGCAGCUGCUCCAGCUCGCCAUCGACUGCUCCGCGCAGCACCCCGACCGGAGGCCCAGCAUGUCCGACGCCGCCGCGCGCAUCGACGAGAUCCGGCGCUCCGCCUCCUCCCCCGCCCAGCACGCGACGACGGACAGCCCCGCCGCCCCCGCCCCCGAGGGCGACGAGCCCUCCCUAUAACCGACCGGCAUUGAUCCCUUCAUCAGUUGGAAGAAAGGAAAUUGCUUAGUUCUUUGCAUGGAUCUUGUCUUUGCUCAUCAGCAACUUGUGCAUGUCUUCAUUUUUUCUUUCAUCUUCUUCUCCUUUUUGGCCCCUUUUUUCUUUUUUCUCACGGGCUUUGAUUCUGUUCUAUAGCACAUGUCAGUCACUACUGUAAGCGUUUGAUUCUUGGAAAGUAACACAUGGAUGAUGCCUGUACUGUACCUAA
Messenger RNA from Aegilops tauschii subsp. strangulata, 2434 nucleotides. RefSeq names its product probable inactive receptor kinase At1g48480. Gene Ontology annotation, biological process: protein phosphorylation. The record is from RefSeq and is a predicted model, not a curated record. NCBI's taxonomy places the organism in Eukaryota, Viridiplantae, Streptophyta, Magnoliopsida, Poales, Poaceae. Gene Ontology annotation, molecular function: protein binding; protein kinase activity; ATP binding.